AACAGUUUCCUAUUGAUCAUCGGCUGUAGGCCUGUAUAUUGGGGGGCUUUGGCGCGCUCUCUCCAUCCCAGCUCGCGCACAGGGGAACGGCGCGCCAAUCAGGACUCUAGCCGCUUCACGUCGCUGCCGUCUACUGUUUCAUUUCUUCUUACUGACCGACUCCGACGAGGGGAGCGUCUUUGGCACUAUGCAAAGUUUCACCGGAAUCUCGCACCUCUUAUUGGCUCUUCUGUUGCAGCGGGCACCUGCACAGAUUUCACAUCCUCCAGAAGAGGGUCACCCAAAAGUAAUGGAGUUCCAGGAGGUGUGGGCAAAGAGCAUGUGUCGGGCCAUGGAGCAGCUGGUGGAUGUGGAGCAGGAGUACCCCGGAUUAGUGGAGCACAUCUAUCUGCCUGCUUGUGUCCCACUCUGGCGAUGCUCUGGAUGCUGUGGGGAUGAGAACCUGGAGUGCCAGCCUACCCUUGAACGCAACAUCACUCUGGAGGUGAAGAGGAUCCAGCUGAGGUAUGUGGACACUGUGGAACUCACAUUUGUGGAGCAUCAGAGCUGUGAAUGCAGAACCCGUCAAAGACUCAUACAUAAGAGAAGAGGUGAGUCCAUCAAGAACAGACCUCGGAGGAGGAAACACAAGAAGACAACAACCGGCUGUGGCAAGUGCCAGUUCCCUUAAAACAAGAUAAAUCAUCACUGAUUCACUCGCCUGUCCAAAAGUUUAAUUUGGAGCAGUGACUCUGAAGUGGCAAACAACAGCACAUGUGUGAAUUUUUCAUAUCUGACUAUUCAUCUUGUCUCUGUGUAUCUUUCCUUAUCUGAUGCAUCAAACAACAGAUUUUCCAUCUUGUCCAUGACAUUCUUUUCUUUUUUGAUUGAUCAUCAAAGCAGACAAUCAUAUCAACAGACUCCUUCGGCUCUAACUUCUGUUUAAAGGCCCAAAAUCAACAUCCAUUAUAACUUAUAUAAUAAAGUUGUAUUUGUGUGAGCUUUUAAAAAAAAGACUUAGGAUACAACAGAUUUAAUAGGUAUAAAGAUAAUGUGUGGAAUGCUGCAAACUUAUCAGUGUCCAGGGGAAAGGAUUACCGUAAGACCUCCAUCCAUCCUGAAGUGUUCACUGUCAGAUCAAUAACAACAUUCACAAAGAGCUAUGAACCUGAUUCUGAAAAAAGACGUAAAGAUGUGAAUUUCUGUAAAGUGUUACUUUCUCUGCCAUGGGACAUGAUAAAUUCAUGAGAUAAAAUCCUUCCCAAAAUACAA
This is a messenger RNA of Dicentrarchus labrax (European seabass), 1251 nucleotides long. Its product is annotated as vascular endothelial growth factor A-like. Bases 188 to 670 code for a protein of 160 amino acids. The transcript has 7 exons. The record is from RefSeq and is a predicted model, not a curated record. Gene Ontology annotation, molecular function: chemoattractant activity; growth factor activity; vascular endothelial growth factor receptor binding. NCBI's taxonomy places the organism in Eukaryota, Metazoa, Chordata, Actinopteri, Moronidae. Gene Ontology annotation, biological process: positive regulation of protein phosphorylation; vascular endothelial growth factor signaling pathway; positive regulation of endothelial cell proliferation. Gene Ontology annotation, cellular component: membrane.